AUGGCAUCUCAGCUCAAUAAGGCGUUACUAAACAUGUCGUUAGAGGAAGAAGAGGAACCUUUUGUUCUGCCUGACAAUCCAGAGUAUUACUCUACGGGUCGAAACUCUUUGAGUUUGGUUGGGCGGAUUCUGAAUCCUCAAUGUCAGGCCAUGUAUGAUGUAAUUUUAGAUAUGCCACACAAAUGGAAACUAUACGACAGAGUCAAAGUGCAUACGUCGAACUUAUGGCCGCUCGCUUUGGAAAUAUGGGUGGAGAGACCUCCUGCAGAUUAUCUCCAAUACCUAUACAUAUGGGUUCGGAUGAGGAACGUUCCAAUCAAUCAUCGAUCUGUGAAAGCUCUUUUCACUUGGGCGGGCUUUGCAGGAGAAGUGAUUGAAGUGGCUUACGACCCUGAAAAGCCUCAAGUUAAAGAUUACAUAAGGGCUUAUAUAAAAUUUGAUGUUUCCAAACCCUUGAGAAGAUCAAGAAAGGUCACAAUUCCAGGUGGUGAAGAAGUGAACAUUUUAUAUGAUUAUGAAAGGAUCCAGAAAAGGUGCUAUACCUGUCAGCGCCUUACUCAUGAACAGCCUCUCUGUCCUCUUUUCAAGAAGGAGCAAGGUGUGACAGAAAAAAUCGCAACUUCCUCGGCAGAGAGCAUUCUUUCGGUGAGAAUGGAGAUCGCUGAUGAAAAUGACCCACUCUUUGGAGUGAUUCCUGAGAGUCAUCUUGGUCUCGACCCUCUCUCAGGAAAACCAAAGAUUGCGAAAGAAGUAUUGGAAGGGAUGAGAGCUUACCUGGCUGUACCUGAGGGCCCAGAGAAGAUAGCAAGAAUGGAAAGAGUAAGGAAAUCUAUUGAAGAUCUUGGAAAUGAUCCCAUUGGCCAAAAGACGAUGCUCAUGUUGGAACCUGCCCCUACAAUCACAACUAACUUGGAUAAAGGCAAAGGUUUUGUUUUCAACUUCUCACAACAGAAAGAGGUUGGCUAUAAACCAGAUAAGUUAAUGGCGAGUGCAAUUGAUGCUGGUAAUAGAGUUUUGCAGUAA
This is a messenger RNA of Brassica oleracea var. oleracea, 1023 nucleotides long. RefSeq lists its product as uncharacterized. The coding region runs from base 1 to 1023 and encodes 340 amino acids. NCBI's taxonomy places the organism in Eukaryota, Viridiplantae, Streptophyta, Magnoliopsida, Brassicales, Brassicaceae. The record is from RefSeq and is a predicted model, not a curated record. The transcript is spliced from 2 exons.